AUUUUCUACGUUCUCCAUGGCGAGCCUCUAAGCUUGGUGCGCGUUCACGAGAGAUGGGAGGCGAUAGCUGCGCAUGUCCGGGUGAAGGCCGCUGAGUGACUGCGGCACCAGAGAGAAGGGCUAGAUUGGCGCAUCAUCUCCUCAGGUUAUUGCCUCUUAAUUGUUCCGCAAUGGUUAAAUGAGUAAAGACAGUUUAAAAUGAUGGACUAAGAAAGUGAAACUAUGGGGCAAAGAAAGAAACCGUGUCCCCGGUUGCUGGAUUACCUGGUGAUCGUUGGUGCCAGGCAGCCAAGCAGCGACAGCAUUUCUCAGACCCCUGAGCUUCUCCGGCGUUAUCCUUUGGAGGAUCAUCCUGAAUUUCCUCUUCCUCCUGAUGUGGUGUUUUUCUGCCAGCCAGAAGGAUGCCUGAGCGUCCGUCAGAAACGCAUGAGCCUGCGGGAUGACAUGUCCUUUGUUUUCACGCUGACCGACAAAGAUAGUGGAGUCAUCCGGUAUGGAAUCUGUGUCAAUUUCUACCGCUCUUUCCAGAAACGCCUACCAAAGGACAAGAGCCGUAAACCCCCAAAGCCAGCAUCAGAGAAUGGUUCUGAAGGAUCUGAUGGAGGCCAUCCCAUGCAGCCCCAUAGUGCUGAAUCCACCCCUGAUAUCAAUCGUUCUCCCCGUGGGAAACGUCUUUCUAAAGGGACACAAAGGUCCCGGAACAGUACAUUGACCUCACUUUGCAUCAUCAGUUAUUAUCCUUUCUUUUCAACAUUCCGAGAAUGCCUGUACACCUUGAAGCGGUUAGUUGACUGCUGCAGUGAAAGACUAGUCAGCAAGAAAGCUGGUAUCACUAAAGGUGUUCAGAGAGACACAAUGUGGAGGAUUUUCACUGGCUCCCUGCAGCUGGAGGAGAAACCCAACGUGCUCCUGCAUGACCUCCGAGAGAUAGAAGCAUGGAUCUACCGCUUAUUACGAUCCCCAACUCCGGUUCCAGGCCAGAAGCGGGUUGAUGUAGAGGUCCUACCUCUUGAUCACCAACCACCCCUGACCUUUGCCCUUCCUGAACCCUCACGGUUCUCCCUAGUGGACUUUCCCUUGCACCUGCCAUUGGAACUUCUUGGGGUGGAGGCUUGCUUGCAGGUUCUGUCCUGCAUCAUGCUGGAACACAAGGUGGUUCUGCAGUCCCGAGACUAUAACGCACUGUCUAUGUCUGUGAUGGCGUUCGUUUCGAUGAUUUACCCACUGGAAUAUAUGUUUCCUGUCAUUCCUCUUCUGCCCACUUGCAUGGCUUCUGCCGAACAGCUGCUCCUAGCCCCCACCCCAUAUAUUAUUGGGGUUCCUGCCAGCUUCUUUCUCUACAAGUCGGACUUUAAGAUGCCAGAUGACGUGUGGCUGGUUGAUCUUGACACUAAUAAGGUUGUUGCUCCCACGAAUGCAGAGCUGUUGCCUGUUCUUCCAGAACCAGAGGCCUCAGAACUCAAAAAGCACCUUAAACAGUGUCUACACAGCAUGUCCGUGAUCACGCAGCAGCGUCUUCUCGCCUCAGAUAACAAGGCAUUGGCUAGCAUGAGUCUGAACACUCAACCCAUCCUCAAUUUGGACAGAUUCCAUGAAGGUGCAGAUGCUGCACUGUUGAAAGCCCCCAACGAUGCGCAGGGAACACCUUCUACAGAAUUUAACCCCCUUAUAUAUGGAAAUGAUGUUGACUCUGUGGAUGUGGCAACAAGGGUUGCCAUGGUACGUUUUUUUAACUCCCCGAAUAUGUUGCACAACUUUCAAAUGCACACUCGCACCCUGCGCCUUUUCCCUCGGCCAGUUGUGGCUUUCCAAGCCUCUUCCUUCCUGGCUGCACGACCAAAGCCUUCUCAUUUUACUGAGAAACUUUCCAAAACACAGGCAGUGGAAUUCUUUGGGGAGUGGUCACUGAACCCCACUAACUUCGCGUUUCAGAGGAUUCACAACAACAUGUUUGACCCUGCUCUGAUUGGGGAUAAGCCCAAGUGGUAUGCUCACCAGCUGCAGCCCAUUCACUAUCGCGUCUAUGAUGCUAACUCACAGCUUGCUGAAGCAUUCAGUGUGCCAGCAGAGAGGGACAGUGACUCUGAUCCUACUGAUGACAGUGGCAGUGAUAGUGUGGAAUAUGAUGACUCCAGCUCUUCCUACUCUUCUCUUGGAGACUUUGUCAGUGAAAUGAUGAAAUGUGACAUCAACGGGGACACUCCAAAUGUGGAUCCGCUGACACAUGCAGCCCUGGGAGAUGCCAGUGAGGUUGAGUUUGAUGACUUCCAAGAAUACUCAGGAGAGAUUGAGGAGAACAAUGGUGAUAGUGAGAAUUCUCCGGAUAACAAUCAACCUCGCUCUGGAUCUAGCACAACAGACAGCAGCAGCCCCAGUACUGUUAUACACGGGGCUAACACGGAAUCAGCUGAUUCUGCAGAGCCUGAAGAUAAAGUUAUGGGUGUGUUGCAAAAUCACUUGCCAGUUUUGCCACCCACAUUCACCCGUAUAGCCAUGGAGAGGAGGGAGAACGAUGUUUCACUGGGUGGUGGAGAGGCCCGAAAACGCGAGUAUGACAACCCCUACUUUGAGCCACAAUAUGGAUUUCCUCUGGAAGAGGAGACUGAAGAUCGAGAGGAGAGCUAUACACCGAUGUUUAACCAAAGUGUAAAUGGUAACCGAUCCCCAAAGCCUCUGCUUCGCCCCAAUAGCUUAAAGCUUGCAAGUGAUUCUGAUGCAGAGACGGAUUCUCGAGGUAGUUCUCCCACAUCCACUGUGUCCAACAACAGCGGCAAUAACGAGGGAUUUGGAGGCAUUAUGUCUUUUGCCAGUAACCUGUACAAAACUCACAGCAGCAGCUUUAGUUUAUCGAGCCUGACGCUGCCAAGCAAAAGCCGAGACAAGGCUACUCCUUUCCCCAGUCUGAAAGGUCAACAGGAAGCUACAUGGGAGGUGGGAAAAGUAUUUGGGCUUAAUACUAUAAUGGAGAUUAUUGCAGACUCCGGUCCCGCCCCUGCAGAAGGCAGUAACAGGCGUGCUCUUGUUGACCAGAAGUCUUCAGGAAUAAAGCACAGCCCUACAGUCAAACGAGAAUCUCCCUCUCCUCAGGGGAAAUCAAACAACUCCAGUGAGAACCAGCAGUUCCUAAAAGAGGUGGCUCUGGGCGUUCUGGAGGGCCAAGGUGUAGGAUGGUUGAACAUGAAAAAGGUGCGGCGAUUGCUUGAGAGUGAACAACUGCGCGUCUUUGUGCUGAGCAAAUUGAACAGGUCCAUCCAGACAGAAGAAGAUGCUCGCAAUGAUGUCAUCCAAGAAGUGGAAAUAAGCCGAAAAGUUUACAGGGGCAUGCUUGACCUGUUGAAGUGCACCGUGUCCAGCCUGGAGCAGACUUACGCCAAUGCUGGGCUGGGAGGAAUGGCCAGUGUCUUUGGCUUACUGGAAAUCGCUCAUAGCCACUAUUACAACAAAGAACCGGAGAAAAGGAAGCACAGUCCGUCUGCCGAUGGAGCUGUCACCCCUGUGUCUAGGGAUCCUGUUUCAGCCCUGAGGGUAGAGUCUCGACCUGCCCCCCAGCUGCCUGCCAAGCAGCUCUUGCCCCGCCCUUCAGGCCCUGCUGGCAGAGGGCCACGCGAGUUUGACACCCGGAGUCUUAAAGAAGAGAAUUUUGUGGCUUCCAUUGAGUUGUGGAACACGCAUCGGGAAGUGAAAAAGCAAAAAGCUAUGGAUAAACAGAGUACUAAGCCCGUACUGCCUGUGGUUGACAGUGGAGAGACCGAGGAGAAGAAGUCUCAGAUUAGCGCAGACAGUGGUCUGAGUGUCACAUCUGGUUCCCAGCGAAGUGAUCUGGACACAAGCAGCGUGGGACCCUCCAUCCUAAUAAGAAGCAGCAGCCAGGACUCUGAAAUCAGCACAGUGGUGAGCAACAGCUCGGGCGAAACACUGGGAGCCGACAGUGACUUAAGUAGCAAUGCAGGAGAUGCCCAGGGCGGCCCAGGCGGAAGCCAUCUAUCGGGAUCAGGGGCUGUGUCCGACAGCGAAAUUCAGAUGAACUCAUUCACAGGAGCAGUCUUUGCAAAGCCGCAGAUGCUCCGCCCUGGUGAGAGAGAAAGGAAUGUCAGCCCUGGGCGCCCACAGCAAGACUUGAGCCAACGCAUUUACUUGUACGAGGGGCUUUUAGGAAGAGAUAAGGGGUCAGUCUGGGACCAGCUGGAAGACGCAGCCAUGGAAACCUUCUCAUUGAGUAAGGAGCGUUCCACUCUGUGGGACCAGAUGCAGUUUUGGGAGGAUGCUUUCCUAGACGCUGUUAUGCUGGAGCGAGAAGGAAUGGGUAUGGACCAAGGACCGCAAGAGAUGAUAGACAGGUAUUUCUCUCUUGGCGACCAUGACCGGAAGCGCUUAGAGGAAGACGAGGAUCGCCUGCUGGGCACUCUUUUGCACAAUAUGAUUUCCUAUAUGAUCAUGAUGAAGGUGAAUAAGACAGAUCUACGCAGGAAGGUCAGGCGUAUCCUUGGAAAGUGCCACAUUGGCUUAGUGCACAGUCAACAAAUCAAUGAACUGCUGGACAAAGUGACUGACAUGAAUGCCCGCGAUCUAAGCGUUCGCCCCAGUGGGAGCCGUCACAUCAAGAAGCAAACCUUUGUGGUGCAUGCUGGGACAGACACAAGUGGAGACCUUUUCUUUAUGGAGGUUUGUGACGACUGCAUCAUCCUUCGCAGCAACAUCGGCGCAGUGUAUGAACGGUGGUGGUAUGAAAAACUCAUUAACAUGACGUAUUGUCCCAAGACUAAAGUGCUCUGUCUGUGGAGGAGAAAUGGCCAAGAAACUCAGCUCAACAAAUUCUUCACCAAGAAGUGCCGGGAGCUGUACUACUGUGUGAAGGAGAGCAUGGAAAGGGCUGCAGCACGACAACAGAGCAUAAAGCCAGGGCCGGAACUUGGAGGAGAAUUUCCCGUUCAGGACAUGAAGACCGGAGAAGGGGGACUUCUUCAAGUUACCUUGGAGGGGAUUAACCUAAAAUUCAUGCACAGUCAGGAGCGGAAGGUUUUCAUACAGCUGAAUCAUAUUAAAAAGUGUAACACUGUACGGGGCGUCUUUGUCCUGGAGGAAUUUGUUCCUGAAACUAAAGAAGUGGUGAGCCACAAAUACAAGACACCCAUGGCCCAUGAGAUCUGCUACUCCGUCCUGUGUCUUUUCUCAUACAUGGCUGCCAUCAGAGGAAAGGAGGCAGAGCUGAAGAGCAGACCCCCUCGGCCCGUGUCCAGCUGACCUAUCACCUCCCUCGUUGACCACAACCUCGGUCUCCGGUCCGCCCCUUCCAUGCAGCCGGCUCUUCAGACAGCAGUUACCUGGGUAUUUCGCUACAACAUUCCCUCCAGCCACGGAGCCUGCACAGAUACCCAUGUAUUCGCUCCACUACAUGUCUUGAUAGCUUAUAUUUUUCAAUAUACCUCCCCUCUGCUUGUGUGGCGUGUGCUUUGCGUGUUACUGGCAGUCGUGCAAGGAGUUCAGCUCAACUCUUCCAGAUCUACAGGUGUGUCUCCAUUUUCUCUCGUUCCAUGGUUCCACAUUCAUGCUUUAUAUAUAGUGUGUUGGUGUUCUUGUCGCUGACUGCUAGGAUAGGACUGAGUGGGGCUGCUUCAGUUAUGGGGGAGGGGAGAUGAAAACACACAGGUGUUUGCCAGCUCGAGCGCACACCCAGCUUCUCCAUCCCAAGUGGAACCACCUGCAUCCGACCCAUUCGCUACCAGCCUGGAACCUGGGAUUCUCACCCACUUCUAGGGGUCCUGGUAACAUAUGGGCAAACAAUGGCUGAACUUGAAGCAGACGGAAAGCUUCAUGGUACUUAAUGUAAAUACUUCGUAUGUGAAACUACUGUCUGUAUCUUUCCCUGGCACAAGAUGUAAAUAUCCAAGUCUUUCUUAUUUAUAGAAAUCUGUACAGUUCCAUGAAUGUGCAAUAAAUGGCAUUCUGAUGCAGUCCUCAUUA
This is a messenger RNA of Xenopus laevis (African clawed frog), 5961 nucleotides long. It is a transcript of the gene madd.S, whose product is annotated as MAP-kinase activating death domain S homeolog. The transcript is spliced from 39 exons. The coding region runs from base 223 to 5241 and encodes 1672 amino acids. Lineage: Eukaryota; Metazoa; Chordata; Amphibia; Anura; Pipidae. Gene Ontology annotation, biological process: regulation of Rab protein signal transduction; regulation of signaling; regulation of apoptotic process. The record is from RefSeq and is a predicted model, not a curated record. Gene Ontology annotation, molecular function: guanyl-nucleotide exchange factor activity. Gene Ontology annotation, cellular component: cytoplasm; plasma membrane; cytosol.